This is a messenger RNA of Marmota flaviventris (yellow-bellied marmot), 2330 nucleotides long. It is a transcript of the gene Il33r, whose product is annotated as interleukin 1 receptor like 1. Gene Ontology annotation, molecular function: interleukin-33 binding; interleukin-1 receptor activity. The record is from RefSeq and is a predicted model, not a curated record. Gene Ontology annotation, biological process: signal transduction. NCBI's taxonomy places the organism in Eukaryota, Metazoa, Chordata, Mammalia, Rodentia, Sciuridae.
GAAAUGUAGCAAGUUGAGGAAGAAAGAGCUCGAGUAGGACUGGAGUCUGGCUGAUGUAGAGGCUUUGGAUACUCUUCCUGACUGUAAAUCUUAAGUAGAACAACCAAUGGCCUUGUGGAGACCUUCCCCAGCCUGUACCAUUCAUGUAUCUGGUGCAACCUCUACAGUCAGUCACCGACACUUGCCCUGGGUUGAUAAACAGAGACUGGGCCUUUGGAUCUUGGCAAUUCUAACAGUUCCCAUCCACUUCAUAGAAGCUAAUGGUUAUAAACCAUUCUGGGGCCUAGAAAAUGAGGCUCUGAUUGUGAGAUGUCCAAAAAGAAGAGCACACCUUUCCCCUGUAGAAUGGUAUUACUCAAAAACAAAUGAGAUUAUUCCCACCCAGAAAAAAAAUCGUGUGUUUGCCUCAGGGGAACAUCUUAAGUUUCUCCCAGCCAGCGUGGAUGAUUCUGGAAUUUACACUUGCAUCAUCAGAAGUCCCACCUUGAAUAAGACUGGCUUUGCAAAUGUCACCAUAUAUAAAAAACAACCAGAUUGCAAAAUUCCAGAUUAUUUAAUGUAUUCAACAGUAUCUGGAUCAGCAAAAAAUUCCAGAAUUUCUUGUCCUACAAUUGACCUCUACAAUUGGACAGCACCUCUGGAGUGGUUUAAGAAUUGUGAAGCUCUCCAGGGAUCAAGGUAUAGGACACACAAGUCAUUUUUGCUCAUCAACAAUGUAAGGAGUGAUGACGAAGGUGAUUACACCUGUAAAUUUAUACACACUGAAAAUGGAGUCAGUUACAGUGUGACAGCGACCAGAUCCUUCACGGUUACACAUACACAAGGCUUUUCUAUGUUUCCCAUAAUUAUAGCCCCUCCAUACAAUGAAACACAGGAAGUGGAAAUCGGAAAAACAGCAAACAUAACUUGCUCUGCUUGCUUUGGAAAAGGCUCUCAGAUAUUGGCUGCCGUCCUGUGGCAGAUUAACAAAACCAAAGUGAGAGACUUUGGUGAAGCAAGAAUUCAAGAGGAGGAAGGCCAAAAUGAAAGUUUUAGCAAUGAGCUGAUAUGUCUGAGCACAGUUUUAAGAAUAACUGAUGUGAAGAAAGAGGAUUUGUCCUUGGAGUACAACUGUCUGGCCCUGAACCUGCAUGGAAUGAUAAGGAAUACCAUAAGACUGAGAAGGAAAAAGCCAAUUGAUCAUCAACACAUCUACUAUGUAGUUGCAGGAUGUAGUAUCUCGUUAAUGAUAAUCAAUAUCUUGGUGAUAAUUCUGAAAUCAUUCUGGAUUGAGGUCAUUCUGCUCUGGAGAGAUGUAGCUAGACCUUACAAAACUAGGAAUGAUGGAAAACUCUAUGAUGCUUAUGUUAUAUAUCCACGGAACUACAGAAGCAAUUCAGAAGAGGCCGGUUCUGUGGAGUACUUUGUUCAUCAGAUUCUGCCUGAUGUUCUUGAAAAUCAAUGUGGAUAUAAAUUAUGCAUUUAUGGAAGAGAUCUGCUACCUGGAGAAGAUGCAGCCACGGCAGUGGAAACCAACCUGAGAAAAAGCAGGCGACACGUGUUUAUCCUGGCUCCUCACAUCACACACAGCAAAGAGUUUUCCUACGAGCAGGAGAUUGCCCUGCACAGCGCCCUCAUCCGGAAUGACUCCAAGGUGAUUCUAAUAGAAAUGGAGGCUCCGGGAGAGACAGGUGGACUGCAGGUGGAUGACCUUCAAGAUUCCCUCAAGCACCUUGUGAAAGUGCAGGGCACCAUCAAAUGGAGGGAAGAUCACGUGGCCAAUAAACGGUCUCUGAAUUCCAGGUUCUGGAAGCACGUGAGGUACCAAAUGCCCAUCCCAAGCAAACUCCCCAGCAAGACUUGCACAACAGGGACCAGCGCUUCUGUUGACGCAUGCACACGUCUGAGUUCGCAGCUCUCCUGACUUCUGGGGUGGGUGCUGGGAUUUGCCUCUGCACCUGUUCUGAAGUGGGAAUAGAAGGAAUGUCCAGGGUAGUCAGCCCUCGGGCUCCAUCUGUAACUUUACUUCUGUUUUCCUAAUUCUAGGUGGAUACAACUGCCCAGAAAAAAAGUUUACCAGCCCUCCCCCAUUUUGUUUUGUUCUGUUAUAGUGUAGGAUUUUUUUUUCCCCUCCACAAUGCUUUUGAUCCUCUGUUUUGUUCUUUUUCUCAUUCCUCAUGGGUAAUUUACAUUUUGAACUUCGAACUGGAAGUUUUAGAGUUAAAUUUUGGUGUCAUCUCAAAGAACACUCUGAGAACUGGGUACAGUGGCAAGCACCUAUAAUCUCAGGGACUCGGGAGGCUGAGGUAGGAGGGUUGCAAGUUUGAGGCCAGGCUGGGGAACUUAGCAAG